Molecule: messenger RNA, 2615 nt
Organism: Nicotiana tabacum (common tobacco)
Lineage: Eukaryota; Viridiplantae; Streptophyta; Magnoliopsida; Solanales; Solanaceae
Molecular function (GO): phosphatidylinositol binding; metal ion binding
Source: RefSeq, a predicted model, not a curated record
UCCUCAAGGAUACGUCAGGAGGUUCACCGUUCAUGGCAAUCUCAUCAUAAGACGACUGUUCAUUCAUCUAAUCAAUCAGACCCCUUUUUCUGCUUCUCUCCCUAUAUAUUCUCUCUUUGGUUGCUUCCUUUUAAAUUUGAUCUUCCUCCUCUAAAUUCUGAUAUUUACUGGUCGGUAGGAAAGAAGAUAAUAAUUAAAAAAAACGAUAUAUAUUGAUUGUGAGGUACAGAAAUUAAAAAUCCCACCAAACGAUGCUUAAAUAAUGGAGCCACAUCACAAUUCGGAUUCUAAUUCAAAGCUCUCAUCUGCUACUGAAGGAGCUUAUUCUAGGGUUUCAAAACCACUUCUUCAAUCGGACUGUAGUAAGUUUGGAGAUAACAGAGGCCUGGAUGAUAUGGAUCCAGUCAUUGGUUCAAAUGUUGUGAAAAUGGGUAAGCAUGAAGAAUAUGACAGACUAGCUGUACACCUAAAGGAUGAAAUUCCUGAGAACACAAAUUUGACAAGCCGUCUAGAUAAUCGAGCAGAAGAACUUGUUGCCAACUUCUCUGUCCAAACCACACGUGAAGCAACACAGGAACUUUUCAGUAAACGGUCAUUUCAAGACACUCGAGAAGCUAGUGAAAGGUAUCAUAUGGACUGCUCGAAAGGGGAAUUUGAAGAAGAUUCUCUAACCCUGAGACAGAACAAUAUCUGGAAGUUUUCUGAGAAGAUUAUUAGCAGCAAUUGGAAUAAAAUAGGAAAAUGUGGUACUGAAACAUCUGGUCAAAAUGCAGAUCACAUAAACAACAACAAGAGUUAUAUCACGGGCAAGCCAGUGGCUGGAAAGCAAGAGACUGAUCAUGAUUCACCUUUGUGCACAGAAGAAAACUAUGAGAAGGGGGCACACACUAGUAAGGAUAUGGUUAAAGCUAAAGUCUCUAAUGUUGAUUUAAUUCAACAGACCAACGAAAGUGAUGCAAUAAGAAAUUCUCUAUACCCACAAUUAACUGAAAAUAGAGAAUGUGAAACACAGUCAUCUCAAAUGGUAGAAGAAAGUACGUGCCACCAAAAUCAAGGAAGAUAUUUCUGCUAUGAUUCACCACUGUUUGGUGAAACUGGAGCUUGGAUUCCUGUAUCAGUUCCUCCUAUGUCAGAGAGUGAGCAUGAAGAGUGGAAUAGAGGGUUCUGCUCAAACGGGGGAUACCUUCCUGAUGGUGACACAGAUUGGAAUCAGUGCAUGGGGGAAGACAAGGAGUUGACCAUGUGGGAUGUGGUGGUCGAUAUGUUGCUUGCAGCCCGAGGGAAAGUGCAAUCUCUUGCAUCUGGUGAUAUUGGUAACAUGGCGUGGAUAUCAAGCCAUCUCAUUGAGCAGGCUUGGAAAGAGAUGGCUCAAACCCUCACAGAAGCUAAUUUUGGUAAUGCCCAGGAAAUUCUUGAGGCAGAUCCUCCCAAAUGGUUGCCUGACAGUGCAUCUUCCUCUUGUAUGUUAUGUAGUGUGCGGUUCCACCCUAUCAUGUGCAGCAGGCAUCAUUGUCGAUUUUGUGGUGGAAUAUUUUGCAAUGAAUGUACUAAAGGAAAGAGUUUGCUCCCUGAAAAAUUUCGCACUGGGGAACCGCAACGAGUAUGUGAUGUAUGUUGUGUGCGUCUUGAGUCCGUGCAGCCAUACCUAAUGGAUCGAGUAAGCCGUGCUGCUCAGUUGCCAACCCAUGACCUUACUGACCUGAGCACAUUGCGAUCUUGGGUAAACUUCCCGUGGGGACAGUCAAUGGAACACGAAAUUUACAAGGCCACUAAUACUAUUCGGGGCUAUGAAAGGAUUGGUUUGUUGAGUUCUGAGAAGAAAAUUCCAGAAGCUAUUCUACAGAAUGCAAGAGGUCUUGCCAUACUUACAGUUGUGAAAGUUGGAGUGAUGGUCACCUACAACAUUGGAACCGGAUUGAUAAUUGCCCGUAGAGAAGAUGGUUCAUGGUCUCCCCCCUCGGCCAUUUCUUCCUUUGGUGUGGGAUGGGGUGCUCAGGCUGGUGGAGAACUCACUGACUUCAUUAUUGUUCUGAGAACUACUGAUGCUGUCAAAACUUUUGGUGGUGAUGCGCAUCUUUCAGUUGGAGCUGGUGUGAGUGCUGCUGCUGGGAUCAUUGGACGAACUGCUGAAGCUGAUCUUCGUGCUGGUACUGGAGGCUAUGCUGCUUGUUAUACAUACAGCUGCAGUAAAGGUGCCUUUGUUGGGUGUUCCCUACAAGGGAGUGUUGUGACUACCCGAACACGAGAAAACUCCAGAUUUUAUGGUAGCCAGUCACUAAAAGCUCCAGAAAUUCUCCUUGGUUCGUUGCCGAGGCCCCCUGCUGCAGCCGCCCUAUAUCGUGCACUUGCUGAUUUAUACCAGAAACUUUGAAGGUCUCAUUCGUCUUAAAGGGUUGUACAUAAUGUUACGGGUUGGAAAUUUGGGGGCUUGAUUAUUGCUAUUCUUUGUGAAUUAUGAGUGCAUAGAUAUAGUUAAUUGUACAGUAUGGAAGAAGAAUUGUAAAUAUAAUCAUUAUCUUUGCUGGGAGAGUAUCCUUGCUCACUGAAUCUAUUGGCAAUUUGGCAUUCAAUUUGGGAAGGAAAAAAAUGGAUGAAAAGAGUUGUGUUGUGGCGUU